AUGACUCUUGAAACGGGAUCAUAUUGCUUGACGAAUUCCGUGAACUCAGACGAACCUGCAGGUGUCUCUCAAGAUGAUUCUAAAAGCCAACCCGGAACCAACCCGAACGAAUCCCCGUCGAAGCUUCCCAGCAAGCCCCCAAACACGAACCAAGUGAAAUCUAUUACCCAGGCCGAUGCUGAGCUUCGCGAGAAGAUGGAACGAAUGUCGGGAGAAGGGGGUGCUGCCGGAGUAGAAUAUGAAGACGGGAAACCAAGUGCCAUGAAACGUGGCGUGCGAAACAACAUGUUCCGGCUGAUCUGA
This is a messenger RNA of Penicillium manginii, 303 nucleotides long. RefSeq lists its product as uncharacterized. The record is from RefSeq and is a predicted model, not a curated record. The coding region runs from base 1 to 303 and encodes 100 amino acids. Lineage: Eukaryota; Fungi; Ascomycota; Eurotiomycetes; Eurotiales; Aspergillaceae. The transcript has a single exon.